This is a messenger RNA of Nelumbo nucifera (sacred lotus), 796 nucleotides long. RefSeq names its product josephin-like protein. Lineage: Eukaryota; Viridiplantae; Streptophyta; Magnoliopsida; Proteales; Nelumbonaceae. The record is from RefSeq and is a predicted model, not a curated record. Gene Ontology annotation, biological process: protein deubiquitination. Gene Ontology annotation, molecular function: cysteine-type deubiquitinase activity.
AGUGUAUCACCGCAAAGGUCACCAUCUGUAAUUCGACUCUCGAGUAUGAUUAAAUGAUACCCAAAAAACUUACAACCAUUUUCUUCCUUUAAAAGGAAAAAGGGCAAAACCCUAACAACCCCCAAUCGUCAUCUUUCUCGAAUCGGGUGUUCAAUUGUUUCGAGGUCUGGCUUCGUGACAUCGCACAUGGAGGAGAAGCCGCAGAUCUAUCACGAGAAGCAGAAAUUGCAGUUCUGCCUCUUGCACGCCCUCAACAACCUCUUUCAGGAGAAGGACAGCUUCACUCGUGAAGACUUGAAUUUGAUUGCUGAAAAACUCGUUCUUGACGAUCCAAGCAAGGAAAGUUGGAGUCCUCUUUCUGUAAUUUUCAAGCCCCAUCAUAACGCCAUUACUGGAAACUAUGACGUUAACGUGCUAAUUGCGGCAUUGGAAGGGAAAGGGAAGGAACUAGUCUGGCAUGAUCGUCGUAAUGGAGCUUCCUCCAUCGACCUCGAUCGUUCUGAAGAUGCUUUAAUGGGCAUUGUGCUUAACGUCCCAGUGAAGAGGUUUGGUGGGUUUUGGAGAAGUAGGCAUUGGGUCGCGUUGCGAAAUAUCGGCGGGAUCUGGUUUAAUUUGGAUAGUGAUCUUGUUUCUCCUCACCCUUUUGAGGACUCGGAAGAAGUAAAGCUAUUCUUGGAUCACAUUAUCAGUGAAGGUGGGGAGGUAUUGCUCGUCUUGAAUCGCAAACAGUGAGAUCGUUUGCGUUGUCUCCUGUUGCUUAUGGAAUCGUCGAAGAAGCUGAAAAGAGUUUACUCCU